AUGGCCGGUAAAUUCUUACGUGAGUUGAUUACGGACUUGUCUCAAGCAGCCACAGAUGGAGCUCAAUCGCAUACAUAUCUAGCCCAACUGGCCGUGAGCCAUGUCGUCAAAAACGAAGAUGCAAGCUUAGAUGAAAUCGCCCAACAUAUCGUGGGGAAUCUUCCGAGCAGAGAACAGCUGUCUUCAUUGAUGCUCUCCCUGAUAGGAUGGACACCGAUGUUGUACAAGCCAUCCAUUAAAAUUUAUCACGAGAAUACGAACAGUUUGAACAUCGAAAGCCAUGGCUUCGAGUGUUUUUUUUUUUUUUUGCAAACGGGGCUCCUUGCUUCGCCUAGCAUAGGGAGACCGUUCACAGGGAUCUUACAUGGGUUUGGCAUUACGCUGCCUGGCCAGGACAUCUUUGAUGUUCCAUCAGCUGCAAUCCGGCGAGGUACACUUGAUGUUACCUACUUGAAUGCGACGCUUUUCGAUGCUGUUGGUAUUGAAAUUGUUUGGACAGCCUGUCUUACUGCGCAUUUGAGCUUCGACGAAACUAAGCGACGCCUCUACCUUUUCGAACUUCCGGCUUUCUGCGUCUUGCACAAGGGCGAUAAGUCUACAUUGACAAAUAAACUUUGGCAGCGACUAUGUGCUGAUGAGAGCCCAACAAAUGAUGAAGACCUCAGUUCAGCGGUGGAGGAGAUGACGCUGUCCUACAACAUAUUAUUUGCUCGUACACGUAGAUCUCGGCGACAGUUUCGUUUGAACGAGAAGCGGCGAUGCAAGAUCACAACCGGUGUGACAGAUUCCUUUCUUGAGAGACUCUGUACCCAAAAGCAAUGCAAGCUCUUACCAGAGAAUGGCCGACUUCGAUCAAGCUAUAGCACAACCGAAGACUUUUAGCCAUUCGGCAGGAGAUUGUCCAUCAUUCAGCAGUUUACUUUGAAACGUGACCCAAAAGGUCUCCGGGAUUUGUGGAAAGACGGGAGAAGUCUUGAAAAGAUCACGACCUUUCAUGCAGUGAUAGUUUUCGGUAGUGUCGGCGUCUUGUUCGGGAUCAUUCAAACCGUCCUAUCUGGGUUUCCAGUUACAUUCUGC
This is a messenger RNA of Aaosphaeria arxii CBS 175.79, 1077 nucleotides long. RefSeq lists its product as uncharacterized. Lineage: Eukaryota; Fungi; Ascomycota; Dothideomycetes; Pleosporales. Bases 1 to 882 code for a protein of 293 amino acids. The record is from RefSeq and is a predicted model, not a curated record. The transcript has 4 exons.